GUUCAGAACGCGUUGUCUGGGAAGAGCUUCCCCCAAAAGAUCGCGAAGCUGGAGGCCCCCUUGGUGUCGAAGAUCUGGGAGACUGCUCUGGGCACCAUCCCGAGCGAGGAGAUGGAUCUCAUGGUCGAGAUGCCUGCGUCGGUGGAGAAGGUUGUUGCCAUUGGCGACGCGUCGGUGGACAUAGAGGGCGCUGACGGCGCCUUCGAUCCACAUGCGUUCCAGGCGUGGUCCAAGGCCCCUGAGUGGUUCGAGAAGAUGCUCCAGAGCAUGGAGGACGACUUGAAGAAACAGACGAAGAAGCUGGGCGAGAAGAUGGCGAUCCACAGCGACUGGCUCGGCGCGCAGCUGAAGAUCGAGGCGAAAGUUCAGGAGGGCGGCCCGACGAAGCCAAAGGAGGACUUCGCAGCGUUCUUGACUACGGUGUCUCGUAACUCGCUUCGCCUGGGGCCCGCGGCGUUCCCGUUGCCAGUGGCGGCGUUCUUCGCCUCGCCUUUGAGCCAGGCCAUCUUCUUCAUCUUCUGGAACGCCGAGGCGAUCCUGAGGCAGGGCAUUUCGCUCACCGACGUCAAGGCCUUCUUGUCUGGCGAGUCGGCUGAAGAGUUCAUGAAGGACUCCGAGAACGUGAUCUGUAUCUACGCGCCUAAGCAUUCGGUGAUCUAUGUGCCCUGGGGCUGGAUUCCCCAGCCCAUCUACUACUACCCUGGGUGCAGGAACAAGGAAAUCGACGCCUGGCAGUUCUUCCUGCGUAUCCCGCAGAUAGUCACCGCUGACGCUGCUAAGAUGAGCGAUGAGCUGAAGAAGGCUGCGAACCACAUGAACCUGUCCUACCUGUCGACGCUGACCCAGUCGCAGUGGAAGGAGCGCAAAGCUGCGUGGGAGACGGCCUGGGCGGAGUUCGGG
This is a messenger RNA of Prorocentrum cordatum, 900 nucleotides long. Lineage: Eukaryota; Dinophyceae; Prorocentrales; Prorocentraceae. The record is from the annotation of a GenBank genome assembly.